AUGCAACCAAAGCGUACCGCGAGUCCGCAUUCAAAGGCUCUGGAACCUUCCCCCAUGGCCGACAUCAGCUUAUCCCUACGCACCGCAUUUAUGGACAACGCACAUUACCGCCGCGAGAGCGAUUCUCUGUCCACCAGUGCCCUCAGUUCAGCCAGUGGCAGCCCUGCGUCAUCGCCCACCUCCGGCUGGCCCCUGCGCAAGCAUCGGUUUUCCGGCUCCCACACCACCGAGCCCAGCAGCCGGGAUCGCAGUCGAAGCCCCUAUAGCUAUGCUAGCAUCAUUCCGUUCUCCUUCCGUCGCUCCUCCCCUUUCUUCCUCCGCCGACGCCCUUCCGCUGUCGAUCUGGCUUUGAGCGAGGAGCGUUCGCGCUGUGAUGAGGAUUCAGUCGAACGAUUGGGCCUCAGCAUGAUGGAGCCACGUCCCGUCGAUCCUAUUCCCAUAGCCAUGGAUUUAAACACCAGUGUUUUAACAGAUAUCGCUAGCCAACGGAGUUCUUUCGCCCUGUCGACUCAGAGCUCCAUCCGUGGAGGCUCGCAACAACCUCGAUACGUGAUGGGGGGUAUUGUCGAAGUUAUGGAGGGCAACGCAUGA
This is a messenger RNA of Talaromyces atroroseus, 591 nucleotides long. RefSeq lists its product as hypothetical. Lineage: Eukaryota; Fungi; Ascomycota; Eurotiomycetes; Eurotiales; Trichocomaceae. The record is from RefSeq and is a predicted model, not a curated record. The transcript has a single exon. The coding region runs from base 1 to 591 and encodes 196 amino acids.